UCCGGGGUGCGAGUUUCGAUUUUUCUAGCCUUUUGAUGCUGCCGGGUUGAAGAGGAUCCGUGUCCGUGUGCUCAGUUUGAGAUUGACCUGCGACGGUGGCUGACGCACAUCCGAGAGGGUGCUGGUACAGCUGGGCAGAACGCGAAAGGCAACCGCGCGGAAGAGUUGACUUGUGGCUUAAAGUGUGUGUUGUGUGAAAUGUCAGUUAAUCGUGUUGAAAAAGUGCAUUGAGGUAGAUAGCUCCGAAAGCGGAAAGUGAAGCUUGUUGAAAGUGCAUUAAGAAGGACUGAGUGAUAUCACCUUAUUGGAAUAAGGUGUGAAUAGCCUGUGAUGAAUUGUUCUGUUACAAAUUUGUUAAAACAGUGUGAAUUGUUCCAGAAGUGAAAGACGAUUGUUGAACCAUUGUGUAACGGACGUUAAACACAGCCGUUUGUGAAGGACUUUUAUUGGAGAAUUGAUUCCAACGUGCAUCCAGUUUCUUUGCAAGUUCUGAAAUGAAGACGGAAUUUAAAACAUGCGGUAGCUGUGCGGAACCGAUCACCGAUCGCUACAUCUUUGAGGUGAACGGCAGUGCGUGGCACGGGUCCUGCCUGCGCUGCACCGUGUGCUUCUGCCCGCUCGAGCGUCAGGUCUCGUGCUAUCUGCGCGACGGUGACAUGUACUGCAAAUCGGAUUACAUCAAAAAGUUCAAGACGAGCUGUGCCAAGUGUGCCCGCUCGAUAUCGGCCACCGAUUGGGUACGGCGCGCCCGCGAGUACGUGUUCCAUCUGGCGUGCUUUGCGUGUGAUUCCUGCGGCCGGCAGCUAUCGACGGGCGAGCAGUUCGCUAUCUGCGAGGAUCGCGUCCUGUGCAAGACGCACUACAUGGAGCUGAUCGACGACGGAACGACAUCGAGCGAGGAUGGGCUGGAUGCGGACGGGAACGGGAAGAACAAAACCAAGCGCAUCCGGACGACGUUCACGGAGGAGCAGAUACAGAUCCUGCAGGCCAACUUCCAGGUGGACAGCAACCCAGAUGGGCAGGAUUUGGAGCGAAUCGCGCUGGCGACGGGGUUGAGCAAGCGGGUGACGCAGGUUUGGUUCCAGAACUCGCGCGCUCGCCAGAAGAAGCACGUGCAUGUGCCUCGAGCUCAGGAUCUGUUCAACGGAAUGCGCUCAGAUUUGAACAACAACAACAACAACAGCUGCAGCAGCAGCAACAGCAACGAUGGCCCACCCGGACAUCAUCUCGGUGGCGUUGGGCCGGAGGAUUGCGUCCUCGGCAAGACUUCCAUCUUUAACUCGCACGGUUUCAUCAAUCUCGUGGUGUGACGCGACCAGCAGCGGGCAUACCAUCGCUGGAUGGAUGUUUGCGAUCAACAGUGCCAUUGACCAGAACCGGAAGUACGCGGAUGAAAUCUGCGGUGUGAGCGUGUCACCGUGGAUCCGCGUUCCGUUCGGUUCCCUUCGUUCCCUGACGAGCUGCGCACGCAAAGCCACGUGCUUUGUGGUUUUGCUCGGCUGCAUCUUGGCAAUCUUGGAGGUCGGGACGAUGGACGAAGAAACAGCCUAAUGUAACUAUCCGAGCCGACUGUUGUGUGGAUGGAUGGCAAUGGCUCGGAGUUCUAGGGCAAUGAAUUGAGCUAAGGUGCGUGCUUUUGUGUGCUUCGCUUCUACAGUGAAGCUUGCUAAGUGAUUAGUGUUUCUCGAAGUGCUCUGGAAUGUAAAGAAGAUCAAUUGAGGAUGCGAUUGAAUAAAACAAAUUGAAAGUCGAAAGUUUAUACUUAUUGUGUUGUUGUGUGACAAGCUUCAGACGUUAACGUUGAUCGCGUUGUAGAACAAAUGAUAAAAUUCUUGUUGGCAUGGUUGAAGCAGAAAUUCAAGAGUUAAAUCUCUCUUUAGCCGGCCCACGGUUAACCGGUGUGCUCAGUGUAUCGUCUUUAAUUGAAACGUCAAACGAACGAUAUCUCCAGUUGCAAGAGUAAUGUAGCUAUAAAGAUGGCACAACCCUCUUCUUGAAACAAAUCACCAAAUUGAUGCUCUAAAAAAAUUACAAAACUUAAGCAAACAAAAAAAGUUGUAAACCCGUUCGAGAACGUCAUGGGUGGAAAACAAAUACAGAAAUUAAUUUCAUAAUUUAUGAUCGUACAGCUUCAUUCAGGUGAAUCACACACGACAGCCACGCCACUAUGGGCGCAUUCGAUUACUCCCAGUUGAGCAAAGCAUGCACCAACGGACAAACAGCUUCGAUCGGUUAAUUCAUGGUUGUUUUUUUUUUGUUUCUUUCUCCUCCCGGAGGGCUUUACUCAC
Molecule: messenger RNA, 2288 nt
Organism: Anopheles arabiensis
Lineage: Eukaryota; Metazoa; Arthropoda; Insecta; Diptera; Culicidae
Product: LIM/homeobox protein Awh-like
Exons: 4
Coding region: 495-1310 (271 amino acids)
Biological process (GO): regulation of transcription by RNA polymerase II; neuron differentiation
Cellular component (GO): nucleus
Molecular function (GO): DNA-binding transcription factor activity, RNA polymerase II-specific; RNA polymerase II transcription regulatory region sequence-specific DNA binding
Source: RefSeq, a predicted model, not a curated record